UAGGAAUAAAGCUGAGGAUUGACGAAUUGAUGAGCGUUGGAUUUUCCUGGAGUGGGGGGAUAUUUAAGCUACCGGGUUGGGCGCCUGUGAAGAUUUGAAAGAUUAAGGUUUAAUGUUAUACAGUGAUAUGCCCACGAGAUGAAUAUUGGUAAUAAUUGCAGAAGAGUGAAGGAAGUUUUUGAGAAGGAAUGUAUGAUUUAUUGUGUUCGUGGAGCUCAGAAUAUUUUUGGUUUAAAGCAUCUGCAGCUCCUAUGAUAUUGGACGGCUGAGAUUCGUCAGAUGUAGCGCAGGAACUCUGUUUAACUCUCUCUGCGCUGAAUUUUGACAGCUCGGUGGCCUCAAGUUUCAGUCUCGAGCUGUUAAGCCCUAGGGUUUUGAGGGGCGCAGUGGGGAUCCUGUUUAAUUACAAUAUUUCCGGCUUUUGCGGGAUAUGUUCUCAUGAGAUUCUUUCUUCAUUCAGUUUAUUUAUUGCUCAGGAAUUGUUAAUAUAUGGCCGGUGUGCUUCCAUUCUAGGAAAUGGCGGGCGAUAGAACAUGUAGCGAAGACAUUGCAGAGAAUACAAAUAGCAGAGACAAAGCUGAGACUCUUGCCAAUGAAGAAGAGGACACUUUGGGCGAAUUGCCUCCUGUUCGCGGGAGGAUAGGAGGCCCUACGAGACGAUCAUCCAAGGGUGGAUGGACACCUGAAGAGGAUGAGACGUUGAGAAGAGCUGUUCAGUGUUUCAAGGGAAAACAUUGGAAGAAAAUAGCUGAAUUUUUUCCUGAUCGCACUGAUGUUCAGUGCCUGCAUCGUUGGCAGAAGGUUCUUAAUCCAGAACUUGUAAAGGGACCUUGGACAAAAGAGGAAGAUGAAAGGAUAAUAGAACUUGUAAAUAGGCAUGGUGCCAAAAAAUGGUCUGCUAUUGCAAAACAUUUGCCAGGGCGCAUUGGAAAGCAAUGCCGAGAGAGGUGGCACAAUCACCUAAAUCCAGCAAUAAACAAAGAUGCAUGGACGCGAGAGGAAGAGUUGGCACUCAUUCGUGCUCACCAAAUAUAUGGAAACAAAUGGGCAGAAUUAGCAAAGUUUUUACCAGGGAGGACAGACAAUGCGAUAAAAAAUCAUUGGAACAGUUCAAUAAAAAAGAAGCUUGAUACAUAUUUGGCAUCUUGUUUGGGGACACAAUUUCCAGAUUUGUCCAUUGCCAAUCCUAUGAUAAUGCCUUCAUCGUCAAAAGUAGGAGAAUUCAAUAAUGUCAAUCGAGGCAGUGAAAUGGAUGAGAUAUCUGAAUGUAGUCAAGAAUCAAUAUCUACACGUUGUUGUCAUACUGAUUCAUUGGAGGUGCCUGCCUCAGCAUCAAUGCAAAUGGAAUGCGAAAGAUCAGAAUCGCAAAAGGCAACAGACAAGACAAAUUCAGAUAAUGAAUCACACAGCUUGGUUGAACCUCUUCUGUCACAAUGUUCAGGAAAUAUGCAUCUGAUUCAAAGUGGAGAUACUACACAUUUACAUGCUCCUGUAUCGGCAGCAAGGUUGUUUGUAUCGUCGUUUGAAACAAAUGAGCUUGCUGAGUCUGUUAUAACAGGAAGUAGCUGUUCUUUAGGUAGUCCCAAAGAACUGUCUGAAACAAUUAGUGUUUUUGCAAGCAGGCCUUUAGGAGAUCAGGUAUCUUUUGCCUCUGAAGCCGUAAAGUCUGCUUCUUCUGGAGAAGAUAAAAUCUUAUCUUCAAAUUUUUACACAAAUCAACCUGCAAAUACCAGUAAUAUGGUUGGUGUGCCAAAUAGCUUAUGUGAAUCAGAUUUCCCUCUUUCUUUGCCUGCAGUUUGUUCAGGUUACUCCAAUGUGAUGUUAAGAAGUAGUGUUGGUCUUGGAGACAGAGCAUGCUCAAUGGAAAUGCCUCCUCCUACUUUGAAUUCCACUAUAUGUCAUGAUGUUUGCUCUCAAUCUGCCUCAGAUAUUGAUCAUAGUUAUCAGCUAUUGCCAGAUCACCUGUCUAAUGUUUGGAAUCUUCAUAUUGAUUCUCAUGUUGAUAGUUCUGUUCCUGCUGUUGUUUCCUUGGCACCAAAUGAUACUGAAGGUAGUCAAAUGAGUACAAAAGAGGAAAUUUCCUAUAUACAAUCAGAUGAUCCUGAUUUGGGCACUUUAUUCUAUGAACCACCACGCCUUCCUAGUUUGGAUAAUCCAUUUGUUAACUGUGAUCUUAUUCAACAAGCAUACAGUCCACUUGGUGUCCGCCAAAUGAUAAUGUCGUCAGUUAACUGCUGUAUUCCAUUCACACCGUGGGGUUCCCCUUAUUGUGAUGAAAGCCCAGAGGCUUUAUUAAAGAGUGCCGCUAAGACCUUUAGAAGUACACCUUCCAUAUUAAGGAAACGACAACGUGAAAGUUCAAAUCUGUUAGAGGAAAAUCACAAUGUUAAAAGAGUGGCUAGUGAAAUAGACUUUGGAUCUAUUCUUUCUCCAUGUUUAUUAGAUAAAAAAGGGAGUGCAUUGCUGGAUGCUUCUACUGCAGAGUUUCAAAUAUGGUCUGCAGAAGAUGAUACUUUGCUCCCUGUAAAUAGAAAGGCAAUUAUUGUCUCCCCACCAUAUUCUAUAAAACAAAAAACUAAAGAAGCUGCAAAAUCCAAGGAGAAGCAAUUAGUCUAUGCUUCUGAGGAUACCAAUAAUAUGAAAUUUGCAGAUAUUGGAGCCAAUGGUAGCAGUGAACCUGACAGCAGACAGAUUGACAAAGAUGCAAUAAUCAGGGAGAACGCUAACUCAGGUUUCAAAAAUGAUCAAGCAUCUGGUGUGCUUGUUGAGCAAAAUAUGAAUGGUCCCCAGAUGUUCAUGGCAAGUGGAAACACUUCAGUCAAAUGUUGGAACUCUGGUUCCUCUCCAUUGACCCCAAAGACUCUUUUUGGCAGAAGAAUGAAGACACCUUCAAAAUCAAGAGAUUUGAAAGGAAGGGUGAAAUAUGCAUCAGGAAUUAUGUGCUCACCUUAUGCUGUUUCUCCUAAUGUACAUGAAAACAGGGGUGCAAAAUCAACUUCUGAGGCAUAUGGGCGUCAAACAUCUAGUUUUGGGGCUUCAAGUCCAAUUGAUCACGUCUUUGACAAAGAUUGGCUCAACAGUGUUCCAGAUUUAGAUAACAUAAAUGGUGAUGUGGUUAGUCUUGAGACAUGUAUUGGAUCUCCCUUUGAUUGGAAUUCACCUUGGUCUUUGGAUGCAUCGUGGUUGGCAGAAAAAGAUGGAGAAGAUGCACUUCUUGAGGGGACGAGCAUGUUGAGGAACAAUACUGAUGCUGGUGAGGAUGCAGUUGGAUUAAUGAAACAGUUAAGUGAGCACACUGCUCCAGCAUAUGCACAGGCAGAGGAGAUCUUAUGUUCUGAAACUAGGAAAAAGACUUUACAAACAGUCUCAUCAGCUCGUUCUUUCAAGUUCAGUCUGAAUGAGGAUAAUAGUGAUUGCAAAGAAAAUAUGGUCUUCCCAGACAAGAAUUCGCAAGGGGAAAAUCAUAUAUCAUCUUCAAGUUAUACUUUGCCUUUUCAUGCGGGUUAUUCUUUCCCGGAGUUCAAUGUCUUCAGCACACCUGGUCGAGGUGGAAUUGGUGGAGAGGAAUUGAGCCAAACUUUCACUGGGGUUGCCGGUGACUUUUGCAGCCCUUUGUUACGUCUUUUGAAAGAGUGUCGUUAGUGUGCAAAUUUUUUCUGUGUUGAUUGCAGAUCGAGUUAUUCUGUUCUAAAGCAGUGCAAUGUUGGAAAGAACUUCAUGCGUUCAUAUUUGUAAUAUUAUUUAUAUAUUACUCCAAAUUCUCCAUAUGUAGAACUUUUGAUAAAAGUGCAAAUAUUCCACGAUAAUACUCAUAAUGUAACUCUGAUAUUGGGUACUGUUUAUAAUCUCGUCUCAUGUAUCACUAUUGAAGGAUAUGUACCAAGAGUUAAAGUAAUUGUUGGUAUUAAUAUCAUUUAUCGUUUCUUUAAGCAGCUGUGCUUUAAAUAAAGUACAGCACUUGCAUGCAAAAUUUAAUUUUGUAUAUAAGAAAGCAGUCAACAGCACUUACAUGGCAUUUUUAAUUUUGCUAUGGGUCACUACCGUAGGCAAAUGAGCGUAUAUUGUUAUGAUUUUAGAGAAUUCUCUUGCUGCAACUGGAGAAAGAUUAGAGUGUUUAGUCUCUUCAUGUUUGGUGUGAGCGAAGAAAGAGAACGUGCAUUUGAACCAAGCCUCAAAGUAAUGAGUGCUCUCAAGUAUUUAUACAGGUUUAGGAGUUUCAUAUUUUUGUAAAAUGCGAACACGGUUUUCAUAACAUAUUGUUUCAUUCUGUCUUCUUGGUGGAUUCUUUAUUGUAGACUGUUUUGUUAGCAUUAGUGGGUGUAAGUACUUGAGAAGCUUUAAAUAUAUGUAAAUUUAAAUUCAA
This is a messenger RNA of Cryptomeria japonica (Japanese cedar), 4363 nucleotides long. RefSeq lists its product as uncharacterized. The transcript has 12 exons. Gene Ontology annotation, molecular function: DNA-binding transcription factor activity, RNA polymerase II-specific; RNA polymerase II cis-regulatory region sequence-specific DNA binding. Bases 517 to 3642 code for a protein of 1041 amino acids. Gene Ontology annotation, cellular component: nucleus. The record is from RefSeq and is a predicted model, not a curated record. Gene Ontology annotation, biological process: regulation of DNA-templated transcription. Lineage: Eukaryota; Viridiplantae; Streptophyta; Pinopsida; Cupressales; Cupressaceae.